AUGCCCCUCCUCCGUGUGGGCUCGCCGGCCCUGAUACUUUGUCUAUUGCUGUUGCUGCUCCCGCAGGUUCACGCAUUUGGAGCCGGCAAUAUCGCGUCCAUCUCGGCCAUCGAGGGCAAGAACUGGCGACAUGGCGACAUUGAGGAUAUGCUCAAAACGAUCGCAUUCAUUCACGGCCACAAGUGGACGUCUACUAUGAUCAAGCGAGUAUAUUUUGGAAAUUGGUUGCGCGACUACUCACAAGCAAUGGAUGUCGGAACCCUCAAAAACCUGCCCGCCGACACCAUUCGCGUUCUCGUGUGGAUCCUUUCUUUUCUGACGUUUGGCUACGCCACUGGGGAAUUUGAAGUGACCGCCGAGCGCUUAGGUGUCUACCGCCCAGAGGAACAUAUCGAUAACCCCAAAGACUACGCCGACAACGAAGAUGCACGUCAGUUCGACCAACGCCUGCGGGGUCCGAUCCGACAAGUCGAACUCGACAUCGAUCCGGAGACGGGCAUGAAGAACUAUAUCGCCAACGAGCGUGGUGACUGGGCGACCAGCACUGCUUUUGUCAAGUUCAGCCUGAGUCGCAGUAUUCACUACGGGCGCAUGUAUACCAACGGUGGUGGUCACAAGGGCAGGGAAGAGGAUCUGUGUGAGGCUCUUCGAUGCUUAGGCCAAGGACUCCAUACCCUUGAAGAUUUUGCGGCUCAUUCGAACUACAUUGAGCUUGCUCUGCGCGAGAUGGGGUUCCACAACGUCUUCCCCCAUACCGGUAGUGCCACACAAUGUAAUGUGCGUGGGCACCGGGUGUUCCCCUUGGUAACAGGGACCUUUGGAAUGGUCGAUUUUUUCCACUCGGUUUUGGGCGAGGCCACCGAUCAUUUUACCCAGUCUGAGGUGAAUGAGAUGGAUCUGGCCCUUGGCGAUGCGGAGAACAACGCUCAGUCCAGCAACUCCCUCAAUAUGCUAACUGGGCUUUUGGGCAAAGUCCCCGGCACUCGAGAGUUGGUGGUGGAGGCCGAACAGCUGAAGCAACGGUCCGAUGCCCAGGAGAUGAGCAAUCGCUCCCGUGGUUUCCAGGCUGGCUACGUGCAGUCCAACGAGUUUGGUCAGAGUCGAGCGCCAAAUCCCACUCAGCCCUCCACCGGCGGUGCCACAUCUGGAGGCGGCCUAGCGGAUUUCAACCCGCAGGAGACAGUGGACAAGAUCUAUCCAAUCCUGGCUUUCCGCGACAAGGUCGUGCGUAGAUUGAGCGCUAUCAUCGAAAAAAUUCCUGGGCUGGAGUCGAUCAUUGACAAGAUCACCGAGACUCUAACAUUGUUUAUCAUGUCGCUGCUUGCGCCAUUCAUUCGUCCGCUCAUCAACGCCGCUUCCAAGUCAUUGCAGACUGGAUCGUCUGGCGUGAUCAGCGCCUCGGGCAAGCAUCAAUACGAGCCGUGGACCGAUCCUCACUGCACCGAUCCCACUCAUUCGCUUCUCUCAAAGGAUCACUUUGCCAAUAUCCUGAAUGAACCAGCCGGAUUGGUCGGUUCAGCUAUUCUCAAGUACGUCGCUCCUCGGGUGCUGUAUGCUUGGCAGCACAUUGAUGUGCCCGAGCACGAGGUCUUGGAGGAUUGCAUGCGCGUCUUCCACCAUCCCGUACUGCGAGACAUGCACAACGAAGCUCAUCGGACGAUGUUCGAGGCUGUCGGCAACUGGGUUCAGUCCCGUGAGGACCGGGGUGCGCACCUCAAUGACAUUUUGAGUUCCGAGGGCGUUCGAGCCGGUCGGAACACUGGUGGUGUCCCUCACACCCACGGCGGAAGCCAGGGCGGCUUUGCUGCACUGGGUGGCACAGCGCACGGUCAAGCACACGGUCAUGGCCAGGCCCACGGCCAGGCCCAGGGCCAGGGACACGGCUUCUCACUCGGCGGUAUUCAGUCUCUCUUCUCGUCAUCCCAAUCUCAGCACCAUCCACCCUCAGGUACACAGGGACAAGGUUCGUCUGGUAUGCCGUGGGAUGCAUUGUCCAAACUGCCCAUUCCGGGCAUGUCGAAUCUGAAUAAACUAGAGAAUACCUUCUCCAAUUUCCUGCCCGGUGGCUUUUCUCAGGGUUCUCGAAGAGAAGUGGGAGAUGAGCAAAGUGGGCCGGACAACUCACAAUAUCAGCCUCAGCCUCCGCAACAAUAUCCACCUUCAACGCAGUAUCCGUCGUCCUCGCAGUAUCCGCCCUCAUAUUACCCCGGACAGCAGGGUUCUGGGCAAGGUGGAUAUCACUAUUGA
Penicillium oxalicum is the source of this 2247-nucleotide messenger RNA. Its product is annotated as Het-C domain-containing protein. Lineage: Eukaryota; Fungi; Ascomycota; Eurotiomycetes; Eurotiales; Aspergillaceae. The record is from RefSeq and is a predicted model, not a curated record. The transcript is spliced from 4 exons. Bases 1 to 2247 code for a protein of 748 amino acids.